AGUUUCAAUCUGAAGUAACGCAGGAAGUAACGCAAGUUCAAAUGAUUACAUUGGCCGCAAAGGACUGGUACUUGCGACGUGGCAUGCGCAUAAAUACAGAAUAUACGCGGCAACCAUCAUGGCGGACGCUGAGGUUAGUGUGAAGUCGAAAAAGAAAACAGCUUCGUGGUUAUUGUCAACUUUGAUCUUCUACGUCAAUAUUUUGCCCGUCGGGUCAUUUUAUUUACCCGGAAUUGCACCCAUUGAUUACGCAAGGGGCGAAAAACUGGACGUCAAGGCAGUUAAAAUGACAAGCAUAAAGACACAGUUACCAUUUGAGUAUUACUCCAUACCAAUUUGCAAGCCAAAUCAUUUGCUUUACAAGCCAGAAAAUCUAGGUGAAGUGCUACGUGGAGACAGGAUAGUCAAUACUUUAUAUGAGAUUAAAAUGGCAGAAAACAAAGAAUGCACAAUGUUGUGCCAGCCAACGACUUUAACAGCUGAACAGUCUACACAACUUACCAAGUUGAUAUCAGAGGAAUAUCAUGUCCACAUGGUUAUUGACAACCUACCUGUGGCCACAAAAUUUGUCCUUGAAAAUGGUCAGGUGCAGUAUGACCAUGGAUUUAAACUUGGGUUUGCACUAGAACAGAACACAUUUCUCAACAAUCACUUGACAAUGAUUCUCAAAUAUCAUACUUAUGACAAUGUCACAUUCCGUGUCGUUGGGUUUGAAGUCCAAACUAAGAGUGUUUCAAGAGAUGCAGUGUCAGCGGAAAUUGACGGCAAUAAGUGCUCUUUCACCUCAGACAAACCUGGAGGCCAAACAAUAAUUGCUGACCAGGAGAACACUGUGGCAAUGACAUAUACAGUAAAGUGGGAGGCCAGUAAUGUUGUGUGGGCGUCAAGGUGGGACACCUAUUUAGCCAUGAGUGAUGUUCAAAUUCACUGGUUUGCUAUCGUCAACUCUGUUGUGAUUGUCCUGUUUCUGUCUGCUAUUGUGUCCAUGAUAAUGAUCAGGACUUUACGACGAGACAUUGCACGUUAUAACAAAGAGGAUGAAAUGGAGGACACUAUGGAGGAGACAGGCUGGAAGCUUGUCCAUGGUGAUGUAUUCAGACCUCCCAAGAGGGCGUGGUUACUGACAGCAUUUGUUGGAUCAGGGGUGCAGAUCUUUUUCAUGGUCCUCAUAACUUUAGUGUUUGCCAUGCUCGGGAUGUUGUCACCUGCAAGCCGAGGAAGUUUGAUGACUGCAAUUAUAUUUCUUUAUGUCUUUAUGGGUGUUUUUGCUGGCUAUUUUGCUGCUCGACUUUACAAGACAUGCAAGGGCCAAAACUGGAAGAAAUCUGCUUUACUGACUGCAACAUUGUAUCCUGGAGUUGUUUCUGCAGUGUGCUUUGUCCUGAACUUUUUUAUCUGGGGACAACACUCUUCUGGAGCGGUUCCCUUUACCACCAUGCUUGCUCUUCUUUGCAUGUGGCUUCUUAUUUCAGUCCCACUUGUUUUUGUUGGCUAUUUCUUUGGAUACCGGAAAUAUCCCUAUGAACACCCUGUUAGGACCAAUCAAAUUCCUCGCCAAGUUCCUGACCAGGCCUGGUAUAUGAGUCCUUUGCCAAGUAACCUGAUGGCUGGCAUCCUUCCAUUUGGUGCAGUGUUUAUCGAGCUCUUCUUUAUUUUAUCUGCCAUCUGGGAGAACCAGUUCUACUACUUGUUUGGUUUCUUGUUCUUGGUAUUUGUGAUCCUUGCCAGCUGUGUCUCUCAGAUUUCCAUAGUGAUGAUUUACUUUCAGCUUUGUGCUGAGGAUUAUCAUUGGUGGUGGAGAUCAUUCUUCAUGUCUGGUUCCUGCUCCAUUUAUGUGUUUUUCUAUGCUAUAUUCUACUUUGUUACAAAACUUGAGAUUGAGGACUUUGUUCCUGGUCUGUUGUACUUUGGCUACACAUGUAUCAUGGUGUUAUCCUUCUGGCUGCUAACUGGGACUGUUGGAUUUUAUGCCACGUACUUCUUCAUCCGACACAUCUAUGCAGCUGUAAAAAUUGAUUAACAGCAAAAACUUAUUGCAAGUUGUAAAUGACAAUUAUUAGUGAUAUCAUUGUGUAAACCAUUGAGCCGGGGGAAGAUAAUUUUUUUAAAGUAAAUGACAGUGUUUGUCUUUAAUAAUAAGUGACAUUGUCUGUUCACUGCAGAGAGGUAUACAUGUAUGCCUCAUUUCAUUCAUGCUUGCUCAUGGGACGACUGAGUUACAAGGCUUUUAAUUAUUGCAAAUGUGAUAGUUCAUCAUUCUAGAAGAUUUGUAGCUCUUGGUAAUUUUAGUGUUUCCAAAUGAUUGUACAGCCAACCAGAAACCAUGAUGGUUGUGCGACGCCUUAUGGGUGUCUGAUUCUACAUACCUGUUUUGACAAUACCUCAAGUGCUAUAAUUAUGAAACUAAGUAGUCAGUUCCUAGCAAAAUUAAUUAACGGGAAAUAACUUGGAUACCAAACAUUUUGGGUUCUUGCUAUUGUUCUGUCAAGAGAGUCUGUUGGAACAGGACUGAGUUUGUGACUUGUGAAUAUUUAGGAUUUAGCAGAUUGGCUGCUCUUGCAAAUAAAUUAAAACUUAUUUAUUGCAUGCAUGUGGGUCACAUGAUUCGAAAAAGUUCCAAUCAUGGAGAUAGAAGGAGAGACAAACUUCAGGGCCAGAUGAAAUGAAAAUCUGCAAAAUUAUGUUUACAACUUGUUGCACUGAUUUCACUUGUUUUUACUUCCUCUUAGCCUCAUUAAUUUUUAUCGCUCAAGGGUUCUGCAAGGAUGCACCUUUAGGCUAAGAGAUGACUAUUCCAGUUUAUAAGUGGUUUUCACUGGUAAAGAAAAAUGUUAUUUAAUAGUUGAUUAGUUUUGAUGUUUGAUCUCAUGGAAUGGAUCAAAGACAUCAACCACAAAACAGGAACAUGACAGUAGGGAUUCUCCAGCAUAAUUUUAUUUGAUGUUUGGUUUUGAGGGAUUAUAUCAAGAAAAUGUUUUUAAAUGGGAAACGAAAGACUGCUGUGUUUCUUUUUUGCCAAGACUAAUGACUCAGUUUGUCUUUACAAGGUGUUUCCAAUACUAUUAACAUAAUUGUACCAUUAGGCAAGUUUGUCCUUCUUACAAUUUAGAGCUGUAAAGUGACUGAUGUUUGUAGCAGCUGUUAUAUAAGCCUAUUGUGUUGAUUUGGAUGGCUUGGUUUUUGGAUGUUUGGUUUAGGAUCAGAACCUAACUAUCUUUUUCAAGCAAAUGAUUCCUGUCACAUAGUUAUACAAUUUAGCUGCUGCCCACUUUAUAUUAACAGCAUAAAUAGUAGCAGACAGAACUAGCGAAGAUGUUUAUGUAUUAUUAUGUAGCUAUGAAGUAAGACUUGCUUUUGAUAUUUUAAAAUUGUCUGACAUUCAGUAGCUUCAUAGAUUAGUGUACACUUGUAUCCAUUUGGUAACAAAAGGUGGUGGUGUGUUAGAAACUCUCUGUCAACAAACUAUUAGUAUAAUAAGCUUGUUAACCACUCCCUUUUAGACAUCCCACCUGCACAAGUAAACAAGUUAUAGAAUUUGUGGUCAAACAAAAUAAAUUUAAGAUCCUGA
Messenger RNA from Orbicella faveolata, 3568 nucleotides. RefSeq names its product transmembrane 9 superfamily member 4-like. NCBI's taxonomy places the organism in Eukaryota, Metazoa, Cnidaria, Anthozoa, Scleractinia, Merulinidae. Gene Ontology annotation, biological process: protein localization to membrane. Gene Ontology annotation, cellular component: membrane. The record is from RefSeq and is a predicted model, not a curated record.